Molecule: messenger RNA, 1719 nt
Organism: Trichoderma atroviride IMI 206040
Lineage: Eukaryota; Fungi; Ascomycota; Sordariomycetes; Hypocreales; Hypocreaceae
Source: RefSeq, a predicted model, not a curated record
CAAAUGGCUACCGAGACACGAACACAUGGCGACUAUACUGUGGGAUGGAUCUGCGCCUCGUCGAUCGAAAGGAGAGCGGCAAUGGCCAUGCUGGACGAAUUGCAUGAACCUCUACCAACGCCAGAAUAUGAUCGAAAUAUAUACACUCUUGGGUCUAUCGGCAAACACAACGUUGUUAUUGCAUGCCCGCCGAUGGGAACAGCUGCACCAUAUAUCAUUUCUAUGACCAACAUAUUUCGCGCAAUAAAUUUCAGCUUGUUGGUUGGCGUUGGCAGCGGCAUCCCACCCGAUGUUAGACUCGGCGACGUCGUCGUUGGCACACUCGAAGGCCACAAUCCUAAAGAAAUGAUGUUGAACCCACUAGUAGAAGCGGAGAAUUCGGUACACGUCGAGACAUGGGCCGCUACUCCACCACAGCCACUUCUCGAAGCUCUCAAAAAAAUAAAGACCGAGUAUGAACUAUCUGGAUCUAGGAUACCAGAAUAUCUGGAGAGGUUGAAACGAGACUCUCCGGCAUUGGCAUCGAGAUACCUCAAAUCCGAUUCUCUCCAAGAUCUGUUAUUCGAUGCAGACUACGGUCAUGUUACACCAGAUUUUGCGAAUCUCAGUUUCAUUCCUAGGGAAGAGAAUGACUGUCGAUUCUGUGACAAGACGAUGACUGUGAAGAGAAAGCCUAGAGAAAUGCGUGUCCACUACGGUUUAAUCGCUUCGGCCGAUCGAGAGAUUAAAAGCGCGCCCUUACGAGAUAGGCUUUGUCGAAAUUUCGGGGGGAAAGUUCUGUGUAUUGACAUGGAUAUAGCAAGGAUAAAGAUUCUAUUCCCGAGUCAUUAUCCAUGCCUUGUCGUUCGAGGAAUCUGCGAUUAUGCAGACUCCCAUAAAAAUAUGGAAUGGCGGGACCACGCUGCCAUCAUGGCGGCAGCAUAUGCGAAAGACCUCCUGCAUGAACAAGAUCUUCAGAUCCUAGAAUGGCUGACACCAGUUGACUACGGCCCUCGACAUAGGGACUUCCUGAGAAGGUGGCAGCCGGAGACAGGUUUGUGGCUCCUGGACUCGGCAGAAUACAAAACAUGGUUAAGUACCAAAAAGCAAACUCUUUUCUGUCCCGGAGAUAUCGGAAGUGGAAAGACCAUUCUCACUUCGGCUGUAAUCAACGAUGUUAAAACGAGGUUCCAAAUCAAUCCCGUGGUUGGUAUUGCUUACAUCUAUUGCGAUCACCGGCACAAAGAGACACAGCAAAUUGACGAGUUAAUUGCCAGCAUACUUAAACAACUAACCCAAAAAUUGUUUUCUUUACCGGAUUGCAUAAGGCAAAUGUACGAAAAGCAUAAAUACGGACAAACGCGUCCAUCUCUAAAUGAGAUUUUGGGAGUAUUACAUACUAUAAUUGGGGAGUACUCACGAGUCUUCAUAAUUGUUGAUGCGCUUGAUGAAUGUCCAACGUCUUCUGGCUGUCGACAAACUUUUUUAAAAGAGCUCUCCAAUCUCCAAAACCAGUUUGGAGUCAACUGCUUUGCAACCUCCAGGCUAGAUCCAGACAUAAUUGCCCAGUUCAGAACGAAUAGCAUAUCGCUGGAGAUUCGAGAAAAUGCCAAGGAUGUACAGCUAUACGUAAAAAGAUACAUGGAGCAACUACCGGCUUUUACCGAACUGGAUCAAUGGCAGCAGGAAACAAUGUUGGUCAAGGUCCUGGAACACGUUGAUAAAAGGUAUGAUCUAGCC